Messenger RNA from Oikopleura dioica, 1743 nucleotides. The record is from the annotation of a GenBank genome assembly. NCBI's taxonomy places the organism in Eukaryota, Metazoa, Chordata, Appendicularia, Copelata, Oikopleuridae.
AUGCUUUUUAACUGGAAGAGAGCAGCUACUCAGGCGGCAAAGAAAACAUAUGAUUAUGUCAUCGUUGGUGGCGGUUCUGCAGGCUGCGUUUUAGCAAACAGAUUGACUGAAUGUGGAUCAAAGUCAGUUCUACUCUUAGAAGCGGGGCCGAGCGAUGUGCCCGUUCAUAACAAGCUCGGAAAAUUGAUCAACUGGACGAUCCACAUGCCCUCGGCGAUGAUGUACAACCUGAACCACGACAAGUACAACUGGUUCUAUCACACGGUCCCGCAGCCAAACGUCAACAAUCGAAAGUUCUACUGGCCAAGAGGCCGAGUUCUUGGAGGAUCAAGUUCGCUCAAUGCAAUGGUUUACGUGAGAGGGCAUGCAGAGGAUCAAAAUAGAUGGGCGAGAGAGUGCGGUGACGAGACAUGGAAUUAUGACCAUAUGUUACCUUAUUUCAAAAGAGCUCAGUGCUUUUACAAAGGUGGUGAUUUAUAUCGAGGGGGAGAUGGACCUCUUCACGUAACUGAGGGGUCUUUCGAAGCAACACCCUUAUUUGAUGCAUUUAUCGAAGCUGGCGUUCAAGCCGGUUACCCGAAAUCAGAUGAUCUCAAUGGCUUCCAGCAAGAGGGCUUCGGUCGACUACCAUGUACCGUAAAUAUUAACGAAGGAACAAGAUGGAACACUGCAUCUGCAUAUUUGAGGCCUGCUCUCAAGCGGGAAAAUCUCGACGUUCUUACGAGCACCUUUACUGAUAAGAUCCUCUUCAAUCGCACAACUGCUACUGGCGUUCAAAUUUCUCACUUCAAAAGAGCAGACAAAAAGGUAGAAAUUAACGCUGGUGAAGUGAUUCUUUGCUCUGGAGCGAUCAACUCGCCACAACUGCUCCUUCAAUCUGGUAUUGGAAAUGCGGAUGAGCUCAAAUCUGUCGGAGUAGAGCCGCGCAUCAACUUGCCUGGUGUUGGAGAGAAUCUCCAGGAUCAUCUGGAGGUUUAUGUUCAGCACAAGACGACCAGGGGCAAAUCACUUUAUAAAUACCAGCAUAUUCCUUGGAUGCAGGCUAUCGGGGUUCAGUGGUUUCUUCAAGGCAAGGGAGUUUGUGCUGGGAAUCAAAUGCAUGCCGGAGCUUUCAUCAGAUCACGCGCCGAUCCAGAAAUUAACCACCCAGAUAUUCAAUUCCACUUCCUCCCGUCGCAAGUAAUUGACCACGGUCGAACUCUACCAAAAGAAGAAGCUUUUCAAGCUCAUGUUGGCACUUUACGGGCUAAGUCCUUCGGAAGCCUCAAGCUCAAGUCAAACAAUCCACGUGAUCAUCCUGUUAUUGAUCCACGAUAUUUCACGGAUCCAGUUGACUUGCCCGAUCUCGUAGCUGCUGUUAAACUUACUCGAGAAAUUUUUGCCCAAAAGGCAAUGGACGAGCAUCGUCUCGAAGAAAUCAUCCCUGGAAAAAAAUAUCAAUCCGACUCAGAGAUCGCCGAAUGGGUCAAAGAAGCCGCCGAGACAGCGUAUCAUCCUAGUUGCUCCGCAAAAAUGGGAAAAGAAGAUGACCCGAUGACAGUUGUUAACUCAAAAUGCAUGGUCAUGGGUGCUCAAAAUCUAAGAGUCGUUGAUUCUUCCAUCAUGCCUUCUGUUGCCUCAGGAAAUUUGAAUGCACCCACGAUUGCUAUCGCUGAAAGAGCAUCAGAUAUAAUUAGAGGCUUCGAACCAUUGCACAUGCCAAAUACACCUGUCUUCAAAUCGGAUACCUCAAAACAACGAUAA